Bombina bombina (fire-bellied toad) is the source of this 2505-nucleotide messenger RNA. RefSeq names its product ER degradation enhancing alpha-mannosidase like protein 2 (gene EDEM2). Gene Ontology annotation, cellular component: endoplasmic reticulum; membrane. Lineage: Eukaryota; Metazoa; Chordata; Amphibia; Anura; Bombinatoridae. Gene Ontology annotation, molecular function: mannosyl-oligosaccharide 1,2-alpha-mannosidase activity; calcium ion binding. Bases 26 to 1771 code for a protein of 581 amino acids. The transcript is spliced from 11 exons. The record is from RefSeq and is a predicted model, not a curated record. Gene Ontology annotation, biological process: endoplasmic reticulum mannose trimming; carbohydrate metabolic process; mannose trimming involved in glycoprotein ERAD pathway.
CAUCAAGUAGGAAGUGGGUUGUUUUAUGACAAGACUAUGUAGAGGUUUUGCCAGCUUUGAUCUGACACUGAUGAAUAAUUUAUUUUACCUGGUGUGUCUGGGGAUUUUCAGUAUUCUCCUGACAGGUCAAAAUGCAAAAGACAGGCAGUUCACAGAAAAGGACAUGGAACAUUAUAGGAAUCGGGUGAAGUCUAUGUUCUAUCAUGCAUACAACAAUUACCUGGACAAUGCCUUUCCAUAUGAUGAGUUACGACCUUUGACUUGUGAUGGGCAAGAUACCUGGGGAAGUUUUUCAUUGACAUUGAUUGAUGCUCUGGAUACAUUACUUAUAAUUGGCAACACCACAGAGUUCCAAAGAGUUGUGAAUGUGCUCCAGGACAUGGUUGAUUUUGACAUAGACGUCAAUGCAUCAGUAUUUGAGACCAAUAUUCGAGUUGUGGGUGGUCUUUUGUCUGCCCACCUCCUUUCCAAGAGAGCUGGCCUUGAGCUGGAGCCAGGAUGGCCUUGCACAGGCCCUUUACUUCGUAUGGCAGAAGAAGCUGCACGAAAACUCCUUCCAGCUUUUAACACACUUACAGGGAUGCCUUAUGGAACGGUCAACCUGCUGCAUGGUGUGAACCCUACAGAGACUCCAGUAACAUGCACAGCUGGUAUAGGAACCUUUAUUAUAGAAUUUGCCACACUUAGUCGCCUGACAGGAGAUCCAGAAUUUGAGAGGGUUGCAAAGAGAGCCCUCAAAGGAUUAUGGGAGAGCCGCUCUGAGAUUGGAUUGGUGGGAAACCACAUAGAUGUGAUGACAUCCAAGUGGGUGGCUCAAGAUGCCGGGAUAGGGGCAGGCGUUGACUCCUAUUUUGAGUACCUUGUAAAAGGAGCAAUUUUGUUGCAGGAUGAAGAGCUGAUGUCUAUGUUUCUUGAAUACAACAAAGCCAUCCAAAAUUUUACCAAGUACGAUGAUUGGUAUGUCUGGGUUCAAAUGUACAAGGGUACAGUCUCCAUGCCAAUUUUUCAAUCUCUGGAAGCCUUCUGGCCAGGAUUACAGAGCCUGGUGGGUGACAUUGGGAAUGCUAUGAAAACUUUCCAUAAUUAUUACACUGUUUGGAAGCAGUUUGGAGGAUUGCCAGAAUUCUACAACAUUCCUCAAGGCUUCACUGUAGACAAAAGGGAAGGUUACCCACUCCGGCCUGAGCUGAUUGAGAGUGCAAUGUACUUGUACAAAGCUACGCAGGACCCCACACUGUUAGAACUGGGGAGAGAUGCUGUGGAGUCCAUUGAGAGAAUAAGCAAAGUGGCCUGUGGAUUUGCUACAGUAAAGGAUGUUCGAGAUCACAAGCUUGAUAACCGUAUGGAAUCUUUCUUCCUGGCAGAGACAAUCAAGUAUCUGUAUCUGUUAUUUGACCAAGACAACUUCAUUCACAACAAUGGCACACUGUUUGAUCUAGUGGUGACGCCCUAUGGGGAGUGUGUAUUGGGGGCAGGAGGUUAUGUGUUUAACACUGAAGCUCACCCCAUAGACCCUGCAGCUCUGCACUGUUGUAAAAGGGACACUGAGGAGCAAUGGGAGGUGGAAGACUUAGUGAAGGGUUUUUUCUCUCUUAAGAAAAGGACUGAAAAGCUUAAAAAAUCAGCUACCGAUGAUGAGAAGCAGCAAGAAGAAUUUGAUUCUGACCCACAUGAUAGAACACAAAACAAAAGGACCUCACAUCUUACCUGCCCAAGCCAACCAUUUACCUCCAAACUUUCAGUUCAUGGACAAGUUUUUCUGGAUUUAUGAAUACAAACACGUUGUUUUCUUGGCCAGGAUAUCAAACUUCUUCCUGUUUCAGAUAUUAUGAGGUUAAAGUAGCAUGUAGUUAUUAGCUGGCUGAAAUCUUAUUCUAGGUUUUAUUUAUGUGUCUCCAAGGCAGACCAUUUAGAAUGAGAUUAAAAUGGAUAUUCUUUGGAAUUAAUUACGAGUAAAACAAAUCUGUAUCUCUAUUCCAACUGAGGCUGUUACCUUGCUAAAAACACCAUAUAUUGUCCAUUCUCACUACCUCACUCGCAUAUCCUUAUUCUUAAUGCCUCCUCAUUGGUUCCUUACUUUAUUUUUGUCUACGAGUAUAUUUUCUUGCCUCACCGUUUUCUUUUUUCCUUUUUCAGUCAAUUUCUCCUCAUUCUCUAUUUGCUUAUAAACUGUUGAUUCUAAUAUUCUUUUCAUGUUCUUCUUGCCCCCUUAUUUUUUUUUUACCCGUAGCUCUUCUGUUUUUCAGUAUUUCUCAUAUUUGUUAUCCCUAUCAUUCUAACUGCACUCUAUCAUAUAUUGCCGCACCCUAUUUAUUCAAGUGUUUUGCUGCAGACAAAUUCUAUAUUUUUCUGUUUAUCUCCUGGUCAACGUAACAUGUAUUUUUUUUUUUACAUUUUCAUGCCUGGUCAGCUUACUUUGAAACCACUCAUUUGUUUUCUGUCAAAUGCAUUGAUGAUGUAAAUAUUUUUAAUGAACUUAUUAAAAAAUUAACUCUGUUUAAUACC